Molecule: messenger RNA, 1197 nt
Organism: Polistes canadensis
Lineage: Eukaryota; Metazoa; Arthropoda; Insecta; Hymenoptera; Vespidae
Product: AN1-type zinc finger protein 1-like
Exons: 2
Coding region: 47-856 (269 amino acids)
Cellular component (GO): cytoplasm
Molecular function (GO): zinc ion binding
Source: RefSeq, a predicted model, not a curated record
AAAACACAUAUUGUUGGAUGCAAAUAAAAACAAAAGAAAUACAAAGAUGGAAUUUCCUAAUACGGGAGAAAAUUGUGCAUUGGACAAUUGUAAACAAUUAGAUUUUCUACCAUUUAAAUGUGAUCAAUGUCAAUUGACAUUCUGUAAGAAUCACUUUAACGCAGAGUCACAUAAAUGUUCUAAACCUCAAUCAGAUGUAGUAACGUUGUCUAAAGAAAAAUCUUCUAAUUACGUUUGUUCUAAAGAAGAUUGUAAAGAAACUUCAGUCGUUGAAAUGUUAUGUUAUAAAUGUAAGAUACAUUUCUGCUUGAAACAUAGAUAUCAUGGUUGUAUGGAAGUUAGUGACGAUGAGACAUUAAAGAAACUUAAAAAAUGGCAAAUACCUAAGAGACAAUUUGCCCAAGCUAAGGCUAUUGUAGAUCAAGAAGUUACAGAUUCUUUAAGAAAAUCUAAAAAUACUGCUAUGGCUAACAAAGUACAAUUGAUGCGUGUUAAAAGUACUGCUAUAGGUCCUAAAAAUGUGCCUAUCAGUGAACGUUGUUACUUUCUCGUAUAUUAUCCGAUAACUGUUUCAAGUAAAGACGCCACUGUCUGCAAAGGUAUUUUCACUAACAAAAAUUGGACCAUUGGUAAAAUCAUAGAUUCCAUAGUGGAAGUACUUAAAAUUCCUAGCAACAAUAAUACUUCAACUACAAAUAAAUUACGUUUGUUCAACUACAAUACGGGUGCAUCGAUAAGCGAUCAAAUGGAUAUUCGUUUAACAGAUCUAUUCGAAAAUUCUAUACUCAUAGAUGGUCAACGUAUUAUUUUAGAAUAUUCUGAUGAUACGUCUGUAGAUGUUAAUCUAUAUAAAUAAAUUUAUUUAAAAUCUAUCUUACUUUUGUAAGUGUAUAAUAAAUCCUAUGUACUCUUUUAACAUGUUAAAAGCUAUGCUGGUUUCUAUAAUCUAAUCUUAGACUUUUCAUUCAAGCCACAACAUUCUCGUGUAUUUUUUUGGAUAACAGAUUAUUGUUGCCUGAAUGAAAAGCUAAAUAAAAGAAGUUCAACGUUUAAUGUAUUAAAUAAUUGUAUCAUGUCAACGAUAGCAAGGAUUUAGUCAUAUUAGAAUAAUACUUGUUUAUUACAAACUAGAUGGUUUCAUAUAUCAGUUUUACAUUUAUUGUUGAUAAAAAGACACAGUAAAUCCAUUUUUUUAUA